CUCCCGGUAGUUGUUGAGUCCUCGAAGUUGACCGAGGUUGCGCUGCGCUGAGCAUUACCAGUGGAAAGCACUGGCAGAAUGUUGAGUUCAAGAUUCUGUUCGAUAGGGCUGUUACAUUGUAUCCAACCUAGACAGCGUUGUUUCAUCCAUAAGUCCUGUGAGGAUAUAAAACGAUUUGUUAUAGAAAACACAGAAGUAGUAAGAGACAACAGUUUAACUCCCGAAAUCCAAUUGAGCCUUUUUACACCUCGCUGCAGAUUUUGGCAUGCACGACCAGAAACCUGGCCGUUUUCGGACCCUUACUGGGCGAUAUAUUGGCCAGGAGGGCAAGCUCUUUCAAGGUAUCUCUUGGACAACCCUGAGGUAUCCAGAGGGAAGAGUGUGCUGGACUUGGGCAGUGGGUGUGGAGCCACAGCUAUCGCUGCCAAACUCUGCAAGGCCUCUCAGGUGGUUGCCAAUGACAUUGACUCAGUUGCUGCCGUGGCCAUUCAGCUGAACUGUGAACUGAACAACGUGGAGCCAAUUCCAUGUGUGACUGAAAACCUAAUUGGAUGCGAGUCUGAACCCUGGGAUCUAAUCCUGCUAGGUGAUAUGUUCUAUGACGGAGACUUGGCCGACAGCUUGCAUUCCUGGCUUCAGAGGUGUAUGAAGACCCACAAAACACAAGUGCUUGUGGGAGACCCUGGACGUGCCCAGUUUGAAAGCCACAGCAUCAAAAGGUCUAUGCGGGAGCUGGCACAGUACACAUUACCCGAGUCUGUGAGAGAGGAGAACUAUGGACUUACCAGCAGUACUGUUUGGCUGUACAAGCCUGAUGUAUGACCAAUGUUUUGACUUUCCUAUACUGAUAUAUCAUUUAUACCCGUAUUAGCGUUUGGAUGAAUCACAGGGAACAACCUUGGAAAGGACAAUAUUUAUACUGUUUAUUAUUUGGCACAAUUGUGUUAAGCUGAACAUUUUGCCAACUACCCAUAUCAUGCAGAGAUCAUGAUACAUCUUGGCUUCAGGAAGUAAAAACCCUUCCACAGUCGUAAAAGUUCCUGAUUCUGAUGUCCAGGCAAGUGAGAGGGAGUGGUCCCAGUCAGUCAAAGCUUUUUCAUCUUUUGGGAUAAAGAACUUUGCAAUAAGCUGCCAAAUUAUCAGUGCGAUCAUUCUUUGUAUUAUUAUUAUUUUUUAAAUGCUGUAUACAGUACACCUAGUCAGCGGUGAACCAUAUACUCAGUGUUGUUUAAAUAACAGUCAAGAACAUCAAUUUGGAAUGCAUCAGAUGGUACCGGCACAAGAAUACACCAUUAUGAAGUAAAUUAAGUUUGGAAAUAUGUAGAUGGGAUACAUAUAUAUUUAAUAUAAAUAAAAUAAAUAAAAUGAAAAACUGAAA
Messenger RNA from Engraulis encrasicolus (European anchovy), 1378 nucleotides. It is a transcript of the gene etfbkmt, whose product is annotated as electron transfer flavoprotein subunit beta lysine methyltransferase. The record is from RefSeq and is a predicted model, not a curated record. The coding region runs from base 79 to 822 and encodes 247 amino acids. Gene Ontology annotation, cellular component: mitochondrial matrix. Lineage: Eukaryota; Metazoa; Chordata; Actinopteri; Clupeiformes; Engraulidae. The transcript has 3 exons. Gene Ontology annotation, molecular function: protein methyltransferase activity.